AUGUUAUUACCUCGACACUUUCGGCGACUAGUCGCCGUCGCGGUGCUGCUGAUGAUCCUCAUCAGUUAUAGGUUACUGCGGAAAAGUCAUGGACCGUCUGCGGCUGAUGCGCGGGCGCAAUAUCCACGGAUUGCAAAGUACAUUGAGGAUGCGAAGGGUAGCGGUGGUGCCUGGCAUCUCCCGCAAACAUGGAUGCAAGACUCAAAUACACCCCUCAACGAUAUCGUCGCAGCAGCGCAAUUCGCACUCAAUCGGUCGAACACCGAGCCCUCAGGUUGCCUUCCACACUCGAACAUCCCCCGAAUUAUCCACCAAACAUGGAAAGAUACCCAAUUUGAGACAUGGAGACCAAAGUACCAGGCGAGCGUGGAGAAGUGGCUGGGCGUGGUAGAGGAUGAGGAUAUCUCAUAUAUAUUCUGGGACGAUGCCGGCGUUGCGCAGUUCAUGCGAGUCUUUGAGCCGGAUCUUGAGGCCGAGUUCUAUGGCCUACCGAGCCCGGUUGAACGGUCGGACGUCUUUCGCGUACUAGUUUGCAAAUGGAUUGGUGGUAUUUACGUCGACAUGGACACCGAACCCCUCCAGUCCCCCACUGAGUGGAUCACAACCACCGACCUCCUCCCCUGGACAGACUUCAAGACCAACAAACUCUACCACUCGACACAAGCCGUCAACGCCAUCGUCGGCAUCGAAGCGGACACGGACCCAGAUACCGACGCCUACUGGCGCAUGGGGUACUUCUUCCCUGUCCAACUCACGCAGUGGGCAUUCGCGUUCGCACCCCAUCAACCCAUCCUCCAACUCUUUAUCGACCGGCUCCUCGAGACUAUCAGGCUCGCGCGCGACCAGCAACUACCCGACUCCGAGCAGCAGCAAGCAGGCCACGUUCUCGACCGGAUCGACCCCGUGAACCUGACUGGCCCAAUCGCAUUCACAGACAGCGUGCGCACAUAUCUAGGUCAGAAAGCCGACCUGCGGUGGAACGCGCUGACCGGGCUGCACGACGACGGCAAGACAAAGUUAAUCGAGGAUGUGCUGGUCCUGCCAAUCACCGGCUUCAGCCCAGGCCGUCCACAUUUCCGGAAUAUGGGUUCCAAGCCGAUUACCGAUCCCUCGGCCCGGCUAUAUCAUCACGCUGAGGGUUCCUGGCGGCAUUGGAGUCUGCGAGUUGAGAUUGGCAAGUUCUGCCGGACGGCAUUUGGCCUCUGCAGGGAUUGGUCGAAAGUGCCGGAUGCGGAUAGUUGGAUUUUCUGA
Aspergillus nidulans FGSC A4 is the source of this 1251-nucleotide messenger RNA. Its product is annotated as glycosyltransferase family 32 protein. Lineage: Eukaryota; Fungi; Ascomycota; Eurotiomycetes; Eurotiales; Aspergillaceae. Gene Ontology annotation, molecular function: alpha-1,6-mannosyltransferase activity. The coding region runs from base 1 to 1251 and encodes 416 amino acids. Gene Ontology annotation, cellular component: Golgi membrane. The record is from RefSeq and is a predicted model, not a curated record. The transcript has 3 exons. Gene Ontology annotation, biological process: carbohydrate derivative biosynthetic process.